Messenger RNA from Nanorana parkeri, 1683 nucleotides. Its product is annotated as voltage-dependent T-type calcium channel subunit alpha-1I-like. Gene Ontology annotation, cellular component: voltage-gated calcium channel complex; voltage-gated sodium channel complex; plasma membrane. The coding region runs from base 1 to 1683 and encodes 560 amino acids. Gene Ontology annotation, molecular function: low voltage-gated calcium channel activity; voltage-gated sodium channel activity. The record is from RefSeq and is a predicted model, not a curated record. NCBI's taxonomy places the organism in Eukaryota, Metazoa, Chordata, Amphibia, Anura, Dicroglossidae. The transcript is spliced from 9 exons. Gene Ontology annotation, biological process: membrane depolarization during action potential; calcium ion import; neuronal action potential.
AUGGUAAUCCUUCUGAACUGUGUUACUCUGGGAAUGUUUCAACCGUGUGAAGAUGUGGACUGCUCAUCAGACCGGUGCCAAAUUCUUCAAGUAUUUGAUGACUUCAUCUUUAUAUUCUUUGCAAUGGAGAUGGUGGUGAAGAUGGUGGCCUUGGGGAUUUUUGGGAAGAAAUGUUACCUUGGAGAUACAUGGAACAGACUGGAUUUUUUUAUCGUAAUGGCUGGGAUGGUGGAGUACUCCCUGGAUCUACAGAAUAUAAACCUUUCUGCAAUCCGAACUGUGCGUGUGCUCAGACCACUGAAGGCCAUCAACAGAGUACCUAGUAUGAGGAUUUUGGUGAAUUUGCUCCUGGACACACUGCCCAUGUUGGGAAACGUACUUCUUCUGUGUUUUUUUGUCUUCUUCAUAUUUGGAAUCAUUGGGGUGCAACUUUGGGCAGGUCUUCUACGUAACCGUUGUUUCCUAGAUGAAAACUUUACUAUACAAGGCGAUAUAACAUUGCCACCUUAUUACCAACCCGAAGAAGAUGACGAGAUGCCAUUUAUUUGUUCUUUAUCUGGUGAUAAUGGAAUCAUGGGAUGCCAUGAGAUCCCACCUCUCAGGGAUCGGGGUCAUGAAUGCUGUUUGGAUAAAGAAGACUAUUAUUAUUAUAACUCCAUCCGUCAAGAGUUCAAUGUCAGUGGCAUGUGUGUCAACUGGAAUCAGUACUAUAAUGUCUGUCGUACCAGCAACACUAACCCACAUAAGGGAGCCAUCAAUUUUGACAACAUUGGCUAUGCUUGGAUAGUAAUUUUCCAGGUAAUUACGUUGGAAGGCUGGGUGGAAAUAAUGUAUUAUGUCAUGGAUGCUCACUCCUUCUACAAUUUCAUUUAUUUUAUCCUCCUCAUAAUAGUCGGAUCGUUCUUCAUGAUCAAUUUGUGCCUGGUUGUUAUUGCCACUCAGUUCUCCGAGACCAAGCAAAGGGAACACCAGCUGAUGCAGGAGCAGAGGGCUUUGUAUUUAUCUUCUAGUACAGUAGCUAGUUAUGCUGAGCCUGGAGACUGUUAUGAAGAAAUUUUUCAAUAUGUCUGCCACAUCCUUCGAAAGGCCAAGCGUCGCACAGUCGGGCUUUACAACAGCCUUCAGAGCCGGCGGCAGAGUCGUAUUGAGCUCAGCAAUGCUAAGUUGGGGAUCAAUGGCAAAGAACAACAUCAGCUUUGGGUAUGUCAGAAGCACAACCAGUUGGAACAUACUCCUCAUGCAAUUGUACAGCCUAUAGCGAUGACACUUACCUCUGAUCUUUCAAACUGUCCUCAAUGUACCAAAGCUAAAUGGGAUGAUGGCCGGAAACUGUCUGCUCCAGACAGCAACAAGUCCAGUCUUGAAGGGACACAUGGACAGAACAGUGAAAAAGGGAGUGGUGGAAGUACAUCAGUGCUUGACAAAGAAGGAGAAGAAGAUAGCGAAGAAGGCUUUUGUGAAAGGCUUUGUGUAGAAAUCCGCGUAAAACUCAGGGGCAUAGUGGAUAGCAAAUACUUCAACCGAGGAAUUAUGAUAGCUAUUCUUGUAAAUACAAUCAGCAUGGGCAUUGAGCACCAUGAACAGACAGAUGUUAUUACAAAUAAAACAUGCUGCCCAGGAUAUUUCGUUUUCAUGACUGAAGAGGAGAUUAAAAAAAACUCAAUGCCAACACCCAGCCUGUAG